AUGGCAGUCAAUGCCAGAAACCUCAGCGGCGGUAUAUCGUUUUUCGACUUGCCUGGAGAGCUGCGCAACGCUAUCUACGAGCACUUCAUCGAUCUCAUGCCAUCAGUCAAAAACGCCAUCAACCUAGCUUGCGUCCAUAAGCAGAUUCACUCGGAGUUCGGAGUGUUAUUCGUCCUCCAGAGCAAUCUCAUCAUCGACUUUGAAGAUCUUAAUGACUUCCUACAUCACUUCUUUGUUCGCUGCCCCAACCCGGCCCUGGAGGAUCUUCAUUGCUACCUGAGAGUGGAGUCGUUCUGGUGUUCAAGUAACUCUCUUGAUAUGCUCGCGGUCGCUGCGGUCCUACAUGAGUACCCUUUAUUCCAGAUCGAAUGGUGUAUAGAGUGUGCCUGCGGCUAUUGUUUAUGCGACGUCGGAUAUGAUGGUUUUACCUUCGCACAGUCUUUCCUGACGGAUAUGGCUGUCGAUCAUUUCAAUCAGUUAGUAUCUGCCAAGGUUUCUUAUGAACAGUCCUACGGACGCAGCCGUCUUCGGUUUGUCACUGGAAAGGGAAUCUCUAGACAGACUGUCGAGAACUGGAGGCUUAUCUGCAAGGACUUUGUCAAGUUUACGGUCUAUAGGGAAGAUCGCGAGGAUUUUGAGGACUUUGACUCGGAUGAUGAGACCGAUUCGGACAACGAUGAUGGCAAGUCGGAAGGUGCUAGGGAGAGGUCUGGUCAUCAUCUUUUUUUGGAAAGAUUCCGGUUCGUUCGUCAAGUAUUGAGACACCAAGCCGUUGGCCAUAGCUUGUUAGUCGGUAUGCUCGACACAAACAACCUCACAACAGCAGACCUCCUCCCAGCCUUCCAACAACCCACCAUACCCCCACCCCAACCAAGCAUGUUCACGGAAACACACCUGCACAUGCUCAUCGCAACCCUAACGCUCACUCUUCCCCUCAUAACAGCCAUCUACAUCCAUGCCGACUACUGCGCCUUCCUCUCCCUUGGCCCCGGCGGCACGCCAGCGACACCUCUAGGCUACCUAAAGAUCAAACUCCUGUCGCUAAUCUGCCUACGCAACCCCCUCCGCCCAAUCGCGAUACCACCGCACUUCCGGCCGCAAAAAGGGUACUUUGUAGAUGCCGACGCAUUGCCAGGAAGGAAAGGGCCAAAGCCGUUGAUCCGAGGUAUUGCGCCACAGCGGCAGCAGACGCAGAAGAGUGGAGAGACUGUCUACAGUUGUCUGGUGAGCAAGAUCAAGGGCCUUGCGGCGGAUCCC
This is a messenger RNA of Alternaria burnsii, 1257 nucleotides long. Its product is annotated as glutamate-1-semialdehyde-aminomutase. The record is from RefSeq and is a predicted model, not a curated record. The annotation marks the transcript as partial. Lineage: Eukaryota; Fungi; Ascomycota; Dothideomycetes; Pleosporales; Pleosporaceae. The transcript has 5 exons.